AUCCCCAAGGGGAAGGCCCUACCUGCGAAUUGAGAGUCGAUCAUAUUUCAUUAUUUGAGAAAUCUCACAAAAAUGGAACAGUUAUUCAACAAGUUCUUCGAUUCCGUCUCUAACCUUUUCAGCGGCAGCGAUGAGAUCCCCUGGUGCGAUCGCGACGUCAUCCACGGGUGCGAGAAAGAAGUAGCAGAAGCCAACAAGGGUGACUCAGAUGAACACAAGAGCGAAAGCAUAAUGAGGUUGUCAUGGGCGCUUGUUCACUCAAGGCAACCUGAAGAUGUGCAGCGUGGAAUUGCAAUGCUUGAAGCUUCAUUGGCCAACGGUAGCUCCCCUUUGCAUCAAAGAGAGAAGCUUUACCUGCUGGCUGUUGGAUACUUCAGAACCGGGGAAUAUUCAAAUUGCCGUCAUCUAGUGAAGCAAUGCUUAGAGAUUGCCCCUGAUUGGAGACAGGCUCUGACCCUUAAGAAGACCGUUGAGGAUAAAAUAGCCAAAGAUGGCUUUGUGGGAAUAGGCAUUACUGCUAGUGCUGUUGGGCUUAUAGCAGGUGGGAUUGUUGCAGCGUUGGUUCGCAGGUGAUAGGCAUAAGCCAACAAUGUUCAUAAUAACUUGCUAUCGAUUACCCUAAUCAAGGGUAAACAAAGUCUCCAGCUCCACACCUUUUAUUUUCUGAAAAAAAGAAGAAGCUUCAAAUCGAAUAUAUUUUGUGCGGGAAUUAGUAGGUUUUUUUCCGUCGAGUUACGCUGUUAACCAUUUGAUAAUGCUUACUGUGUUUUGCCACUUCAAUACUGCAAAUAUAUAUAUGGAAAGUUGUUCUAUCUUUUGUUA
Molecule: messenger RNA, 822 nt
Organism: Pyrus x bretschneideri (Chinese white pear)
Lineage: Eukaryota; Viridiplantae; Streptophyta; Magnoliopsida; Rosales; Rosaceae
Product: mitochondrial fission 1 protein A-like
Exons: 5
Coding region: 73-573 (166 amino acids)
Biological process (GO): autophagy of mitochondrion; peroxisome fission; mitochondrial fission
Cellular component (GO): mitochondrial outer membrane; peroxisomal membrane
Molecular function (GO): protein binding
Source: RefSeq, a predicted model, not a curated record